AGUUAACCAAGGGGACGUGGACAUUCUGGAGAACCCAUCCCUGGCCUGGCUGAGCAGUGAGGACGCGGUCUGCAUACUCUUCCACUCUCGUUUUGGACGCUGACCUCUACCACUUUGUUUCACCUCCGUCACUCUUUACACUUCGACCCUUCUUCCCCUGCUUGCUUCAAUUGCGACUGCGACAGACACAACGACAUCCUCCGCCGCCGCCGGCGGUAUACAACAAAGACUCGCCCGCCCCCUUGCUGGGCACAUACCACACCUACCAAUAACCACAAUCGCAGGCAGCCUGACAGCCGCGACAGCACCAUGGCAGGCUCUACGCGCUAUAUGCGAUUCAUCAUCGGCGCCUUCGUAGCCAUCGUCUUUAUCUACUUCAUUACCGCCUCGAACUCGCGAGUACCUGGCUCUGACCAUAUUCAGUCAGCGACAGAGCUGCUUAAGGCGCAAGGUAUAUGGAAAGGGAAUCAGGAUGGCGGAUCCUCAUCGUCCAGCUCGGGCAGCACUUUUGUCAUUUCGGGCGACGACAAGGACAGCAAGCACGUCGCCGCGCCACAAGCUGCGUCCACUCAAAACACUUCGCCGAACCCAGCUGUGGGCUCUCAACAGCAGCUCCCUCCAACGUCCGCCCCAGGUCCGCGCAUGAACGCCACUUUCGUGACACUUGCCCGCAACAGCGAUGUCUGGGAAAUCUCAAGAUCCAUCCGCCAAGUCGAGGAUCGCUUCAAUCGCAACUACAACUACGACUGGGUGUUCUUGAACGACGCCGAGUUUGAUGACACUUUCAAAAAGGUCACCACCGCUCUCACUUCUGGCAAGGCGAGAUACGGCAAGAUCGACAAGGAACACUGGGGCUUCCCAGAAUGGAUCGACCAAGAGAAGGCUAAGAAGGUCAGAGAGGACAUGCACGAGCGCAAGAUCAUCUACGGAGACAGCAUCAGCUACAGACACAUGUGUCGAUACGAGUCGGGCUUCUUCUUCCGACACCCUCUCAUGCUUGAGUACGAGUGGUACUGGCGAGUCGAGCCUAGCAUUGAGCUCUUCUGUGACGUUGCAUACGAUCCGUUCAAGAUGAUGGCCGAGAAAAAGAAGAAGUACAGCUUCGUCAUUUCGCUUUACGAAUACGUCGAGACCAUUCCAACUCUGUGGGACAGCGUCAAGAAGUUCAUCAAGCAGCACCCAGAGCACAUCGCUGAGGGUAAUGCCAUGGAAUGGCUGUCAGAUGACGGCGGUGAGAGCUACAACCACUGCCAUUUCUGGUCCAACUUCGAAAUCGGCAAUCUCGAGUGGUUACGAAGCAAGGCAUACUUGGAGUAUUUCGACUUCCUCGACAAGGAGGGUGGGUUCUUCUACGAGCGCUGGGGCGAUGCGCCAGUCCACUCGAUUGCGGCAUCACUCAUGCUGAAGAAGGAGGAGAUUCACUUCUUCAACGACAUCGCGUACUACCACGUCCCAUUCACCCACUGUCCAACCGGAGAGCAGACUCGCCUUGAUCACAAGUGCCACUGUAAUCCCAAGGACAACUUUGACUGGAAUGGCUACUCAUGCACAAAACGAUGGUACGAAGUGAACAAGAUGCCUAUGCCUGAAGGCUACGAAAAGGAACAGUGACUGGCUGGGCGAUACGACAUGAUCGCGCUCGAGUGGCUUUGGCCUCUCAUCAUCCUAGGCGUCACGCUUGGCUUUAUCAUAGUCGUGCUGUUUGCUCGACCUGCGACAAAAGCAUACCACCAUUUGUCGCACCUUUGGCGAAGAAGACGAGCGAGUCGUUUCUCCGAGGUCAGGUUCGAAAUACGGGAGCAAGUACGAGCAAAAUGAAACUAUUCUUUGGAAAACGUUUGAUCCUCGCUGCAUUGGGAAUGGAGUUAUGAAAUACCCCUGGUGAAAGGGCUUUGUUGCGUGUAAGAAAUACGACGGGGAGAUGAAAGCGGCACGAAUGGAACGCCAGGUGGGUGGUACGGAAGCACUAGUAGAGGCAUCGGCGUUUUUGCAUACGAGUACACGAGCCAAGCUAUUUCGCGUUCGAGCAAGGGUUGAGCGAUUGCUCUUCUACGGGAGGACCUCUGUACCUGAUACCUGGCGGAAUCGAUCCAGCUCUACCAGAG
Messenger RNA from Pseudocercospora fijiensis CIRAD86, 2105 nucleotides. Its product is annotated as glycosyltransferase family 15 protein. Lineage: Eukaryota; Fungi; Ascomycota; Dothideomycetes; Mycosphaerellales; Mycosphaerellaceae. The transcript is spliced from 2 exons. Gene Ontology annotation, cellular component: membrane; Golgi apparatus. Gene Ontology annotation, molecular function: alpha-1,2-mannosyltransferase activity. Gene Ontology annotation, biological process: protein N-linked glycosylation; cell wall mannoprotein biosynthetic process; protein O-linked glycosylation. The coding region runs from base 310 to 1611 and encodes 433 amino acids. The record is from RefSeq and is a predicted model, not a curated record.